Messenger RNA from Lingula anatina, 3230 nucleotides. RefSeq names its product 3-phosphoinositide-dependent protein kinase 1. The record is from RefSeq and is a predicted model, not a curated record. Gene Ontology annotation, biological process: intracellular signal transduction; peptidyl-serine phosphorylation. NCBI's taxonomy places the organism in Eukaryota, Metazoa, Brachiopoda, Lingulata, Lingulida, Lingulidae. Gene Ontology annotation, molecular function: ATP binding; protein serine/threonine kinase activity.
AUGAAAAGUUGGUAAAAUGAUAAAGUUUACGUAAAUCUAUCUUAAAAUUAACUUUCCUGUAUACAGAUAGAACUUUUCUUUUCAUUUAAAAUUUUAUUAGCUAUUACAUUCAUCCAUAAAACGUGCCUAAAUCUGGAUUUUAGACAGGAAGCUCUUACGCAAGAAUCAGUGUUUCUUCCGUCUAUGCAGGAAGAUGGCCGCCACCAGACAGAACUGUUGGCAGUAGAAGAUAAAAACAUCGAAUAUAAAGGCCAUGAGUGAAACUCAGCGGAAGAGCCCCUCUUCCCAAGAACCCUCUAGUCCAGUACCCCAAGGGGAACGGAGUGAUGGCCAAGGAACAGACAACAAAAUGAGUAAAAGAAGUAGUAUGAAGCAGAUGAAAAAGAAGCCAGAAGACUUUCUGUUUGGAAAGGUCAUAGGAGAGGGAUCUUAUUCAACAGUAUUUUUGGUGAAAGAAGUAAGCACAGGAAAAGAAUACGCAAUGAAAGUACUUGAAAAACGUUUCAUCAUCAAAGAGCAUAAAACGGAAUAUGUUCACAGAGAGAAGGAAGUAUUUGCUAUGAUAAACCACCCAUUUUUUGUAAGGAUGUACUUCACAUUUCAAGACAUGGAUAGGUUAUACUUUUGUUUGAGUUAUGCAAGAAGAGGAGAAUUGUUUGAAUAUCUGAAUAAAAUGGGUUCUUUUAGUCUGGAACAGACUCGCUUUUAUACAGCAGAAAUUGUAUCAGCAUUAGAACACUUACAUGGAAAAGGGAUUAUCCAUAGAGAUUUGAAGCCUGAAAACAUUCUGUUUGGUGACAACAUGCACAUACAAAUAACAGAUUUUGGCUCAGCUAAAAUUAUAAAAAGAGAGGUUCAAAACAACACAAAUGAAGACUCUAAUGCUGGAAGGCGGCGUAAUUCAUUUGUAGGAACAGCUCAGUAUGUUUCUCCAGAAGUGCUCACUAGUAAGACAACGUAUUGCAGCUCGGACUUAUGGGCUUUGGGUUGUAUAAUAUACCAAUUAUUAGGUGGAUUGACACCAUUUAGAGGAAGACAUGAAUAUGAAAUUUUCCAGAAAAUUGUGAAAGUUGAUUAUGCCUUUCCUGAAGGAUUUGAUCCAGAUGCUAGAGAUCUUGUGGACAAGCUAAUACAACUGGAUCCCACAAAGCGUAUUGGCUGUGAGGAAGAAGGUGGUUAUGGACCAUUGAAGACCCAUUCAUUUCUCAAAGGCAUAAAAUGGGAUGAUUUGAUCAAUCAGAAACCCCCUUUAGAACCCCUAAACAAAAACAGAGACAAUGACAAUCUGUACAAGGAUCUCAAGCCUGGUUAUGAUGAAAUGCACAUCAGUCAGCUGUUAUGCAAGGUAGAAGUGGAUGACAAGACAGACUGCAUGCAUGAGGAGAGCUUUGACAACAUGAUGACAGAACAAGAGCAUAGUGAACUGAUAGAAAAACAGAAGCGGGAAAACAUCUACCAUAAGUUUGUAGAAAAUCACUUAGUACUGAAACAAGGCUUGGUGGAUAAAAAAAGGGGUUUGUUCUCUAGAAGAAGGAUGAUGUUGCUAACAGAGGGGCCACACCUUUACUAUGUGGAUCCAGUUAAUAUGGUUCUUAAGGGACAGAUACCAUGGUCCAGAGAACUGAGACCAGAGGCUAAAAAUUUCCACAUUUUCUAUGUUCAUACUCCAAAAAGAACAUACUAUUUAGAUGACCCAGAUGGCUAUGCUCUAGAGUGGGUGAAAUCAAUACAGGAAGUGUGGGAUAGGUAUUUUGGGACCCCUAAAGUUGUCAAGAAAUGAGCCUCAAGAAUACAGUGCAAGGAAAAGAGCAAAAAGAAUUGGCCCAGGACGUCACAUUUUUAGUCUUAAACACAUGGAAUGGACAUCCCUGAAGUAUUUCCUGGAAUACAUUUUCUUUCAGAGUCUUCUGUGUACAAAGAUACGUUCCCAAGGAUGUAGCUACUGGAAUAUAUGUUUAAGUAUAGGAGCUAGAAGGGCCAAUUGUUUAAAUCAAUCCAAAACCUUGGGAAACCCAGGAUGUUAUCUGGUAGAAUUCAAGAAGGCUAGGUAGCACCUAGCUUGUUACUUUCAGUGGUGUGUGUGUCAAAAAUAAGCCCACAUGCACUGGUUGCAUUUAGAUGUAAGAAAUCAUUCAGUAGGCAAAUGCUUGCAGUUAUCAUAGUACCCAUAUGGAUGACAAACGUCCUGUUUUGUAUUCUUGUUAGGUAUAUGUAAGAUGUGCAUACACAGACAUGAACAGAUAUACAUAUUUAUAUAAUAGUGGUAAAAGCAGUUUAUUCAGCUUCUUGUCCUGUGGUUAUGCCUUCUCGGGUUCUCUCAGUAAACUAGUGCUGCUUGGUAGAUAUUCAGAAUGUGGAAGUUUUUGUAUUGGCAGGACAAAAUUGCCGAUAUGGUUUUGAUGUAUCUGGUUAUGUAUUUUGUGGUAUUAACUGAAAAAUUGGUAUAACCAUUAUAACUCAUUUUUCAAAAAGAUGCAUAUACAUGAUAUAUAUAGGAGUUGUUAACUGUGUUGGUUACUCAGAGCUAGCAUUAUUCCUCGUGUAUGUAUUGUGCUUGUAUAAGAUGAGAACGUAGUCAGCAUUAUCUAGACCUAUUUUAUAGAGUUAACUGUUGCAAUUACAUUACGUCUCUGCUAUUGGAUUGAUUGAAGCACUUUGGAAAAAAUAUGUAGGCAAAAAAAUGGAGAGUGGAUCUGAAAUCUGUUAAUGGUCAUAGCAGCCACAGCUGGGUUGUGAAGGAUCAGUAUAGCAUAUGUGUUCUUUAGUGGGAGAAUAGGAAAUGUAUUUGGAGCUGUGCUUUCACUGAGGUAGAGAGAAAAACAAUGCAUUAACAUGGUACAGAACAAUGUUUGCAAUCUGCUUAAACCAGUUUUUUUAUUUAUUAGGGAUCUCAACAGAAAAAAAAAUGCAUCUGAAGAUUGGUAUCGGAAAAACAAUUGUGGUGCAUGGUGACAACAAAUAAAUCUGGGAUAUUAUUUGGUGCCCCUUUCACUGAAUAAGAGAAAAUGCUUGAACCUCUUUAGAAUUGUGUACUUGAAAUAUCUGUUUAGGUGCAGUCUAAGGUUUGAAAGCAACUUGUCUGUGAACAGUGUUCAAAAGAAUUUUAUUGAUCUAGUCAUUUUUAUUUGUACAGAUGUACUGACACAGUAAGGGGACUAGUGUAAAUUAUUGUACUUGUACAUGAAACUAAAUAUAAACAAUUGAAUAAAAGAUUACACUAUUGAAGUAUA